Molecule: messenger RNA, 2433 nt
Organism: Plenodomus lingam JN3
Lineage: Eukaryota; Fungi; Ascomycota; Dothideomycetes; Pleosporales; Leptosphaeriaceae
Cellular component (GO): cytoplasm; microtubule; membrane
Molecular function (GO): GTPase activity; microtubule binding; GTP binding
Source: RefSeq, a predicted model, not a curated record
AUGGUUGUCAAGUCAUUCAAUAAUCACGUUCUCGAUGAGCUCUGCUCAAAGGAUCAACUAGAUCUUCUCGACUCAAUAGAUCGUCUCCGCUCCCAAGGCAUCGAUCAUUAUGUUUCUCUGCCACAAAUUAUUGUUUGCGGAGAUCAAUCCUCUGGUAAAAGUUCUGUACUCGAAGCCAUCUCAGGCGUCUCUUUCCCCGUGAAGAGUAAUCUAUGCACUCGGUUUCCGACUGAAUUAGUCCUUCGAAAAACACUGCAUGUUGGCGUCAGCGUGUCUAUUGUUCCGGAUCACUCUCACAACGAAACCGAGCGUGCCUCUCUCAGCAAUUUCCAUGAGACGCUUGACAGCUUUCAGGCGCUUCCCGACUUGAUUGAGUGUGCCAAGAAAGCAAUGGCCAUUGGUAGUUUCGGUCGGGCGUUCUCCAAGGAUCUCUUGCGCAUCGAGAUAUCUGGACCUGACCGUCCCCACCUCACAAUCGUGGACUUACCUGGUCUCAUCCAUUCUGAGACGAAGCAGCAAUCCGCGGCUGAUGUCGAGCUGGUACAAGAUGUAGUAAAGUCAUAUAUGAAGGAACCUAGGAGUAUCAUUCUAGCAGUUGUGUCUGCAAAGAACGACUACGCCAACCAGAUCGUACUCAAAUUGGCCCGAGCUGCGGAUGAAGCCGGAAAACGUACGCUUGGUGUGAUCACUAAGCCCGACACUUUGAUUCCAGGAUCCGACAGUGAGGCCAUGUACGUGUCGCUCGCCAAGAAUCUUGACGUAGAGUUUCGUCUUGGAUGGCACGUUCUCAGAAACAUGGACUCGGAGACCGGAGCCUGGUCACUCCCCAAACGUGAUGGGGAAGAGAAGCGGUUUUUCACUGAAGGCAUAUGGCGGACGCUGCCCCAAUCAAUUCUUGGCAUCGCGCCAUUGAGGGAGCGGCUGAGCAAACUACUCCUGGGCCAAAUUGCUAGCGAACUUCCAAGUCUUAUUGAUGAAAUUGAAAUCAAGUCUACCGCCUGUCGCACUCAACUGGAAAUACUUGGCCUUCCCCGAGCUACUGUCGAAGAACAACGCCAGUAUCUACUUAGCCUUGGCCAAGCCUUCCAGUCUCUGACCAAAGCGGCUGUCGAUGGAACAUAUAACGAUAAAUUCUUCGGCAAUGCUGCAAUCGACGCUGGCUACCAGAAACGCAUUCGUGCCAUCGUGCAGAAUCUGAACCAAUCGUUCUCCGAAAACAUGGCGCGCGAGGGCCACUACUAUACUCUAAUCGAUUCUCCUAAUGAUGCCAUAAGACAGGCCAGCCAAAAAAUCAGGGUCUUAACACGCACUCGCUUUCUCGACCGUAUCGAAGCACUGAUGAAGCGGACCCGAGGCCGGGAACUUCCCGGCACUUUUAAUCCGAUGAUAAUAACCGACCUCUUUCUUGAGCAAUCACGGCCCUGGGAUGCACUUGCCAAGAGUCACAUCGAACGAAUAGCACUGGCGGUGACCAAAUUCCUCACACACCUUGUUGCCCAUAUUGCGGACUCUUCGACGGGCGGCGCGCUGUUCCAGACGUUAAUCGAACCGGAGCUGGAGAACAUCGUUAAAAUCGCGAAGCGAAAAACGGCGGAUCUACUUGCUCAGCACCAGCAUGGGCAUCCGAUCACAUAUAAUCAUUACUUCACCGAGACGGUGCAGAAUAUCAAAAAAGAGAGGAGUAGGGCAGAGCUCACCUGUAUCAUCCAGGACGUCUUCAAAGUAACGUCACUGGGGCGAGAUGAACCAUCCGAGUGCUAUCACAGUCAUGAUUAUCGACCGCUGUUAGAGGCGCUUAUGGAGCACAACAACCCUGAUACGAAUCGCUAUGCGUGCUGCGAGGCCUUAGACUGCAUGCAAGCUUACUACAAGGUUGCAUUUAAACGCUUCGUUGAUGACGUCGCUGUUGAAGCCGUCGACACUCAUCUCAUCUCCAAAUUGGGUGACAUUCUCUCACCGACUAAAAUCGCGUAUCUUACUGCGGAAGUAGUCACGAGCGUCGCAGGCGAGUCCGACGAGGGCCUUGCAAAGCGUAGCCAGUUGACGAACCAGCUGGGUGUGCUGGUCCAGGGGUUAGAAACCUGCAAGAAGUUCGUCGUAGGGACAUUGCAUGAUACUCGUGAGGUAGCAAUCGUUUCGAAACGUCCUGGAACAUCUUCGACAGAUCUAUCGUUACCAUCCUCUAGCACGGCAUCUGCCGAAUCUAUCGCGAGCGUAGAGUUAGAGGAUGAGGAAGCCGCCUACACUGAAGCGCUAGAAUUAGACCAAGUGCUAGAGCCAUUGUCAGAACCAGAGGUCCUACCCGAUGAGUGUUAUGAUACGGCAAUUCCUGUUGCUGAGGCGGUCGCUGAGUGCAUGACGUUGGAUGAUGACUGUGAGACGCCGACACCAGCAGUAUCCACAAAGAAAAAGAAGGGCAAAAGGGCUUACUGA